AUGCCUAUAUCCAAUACCAAAGAUACUUCUUCUGUACAUGUUUCUCUAGUACGCAGUUUCACAGAUCGUAUUGGGUUCACGACUUCUAAGGACCGUAAUCUGAGCGAGUCGACUGUCAAUUCUGGAACAUCCAAAUUCUCAAAAGCUUCAAACAAAGAGACACCCUUGAUCACUUCGACCUGGGGAAUAGGAUGGCAGACGCCGGCUCUCAUGCUCGGGGCUUAUGUUCAUGCCCUUGUAAUCGCCAUCAUUCAUUUAGUACUCUUUCGAUACCUCAAUGAAAAAGAAGCAGAUGGACCGAACGAAAUUGCACCGCAGUCUUAUAUAUCGACAGCUUCGAACAUUCUUGCCAACCUAUUCGGCUUCAGCAUUCGAGGAGCAUUGGCAGUCGCAUUCGUUCAAUAUCUGUGGUAUCUCCUACGGAUCCAAACUAUGAAAGUGUCAACUAUUGAGCUACUCUUCAACAUCAGAUCGAACUUGUUCGUCUUCUUUAGGCCAUCGGCCCUGCGAGCCACGCCCGUCUUAUUCGUUCUUGCAGGUAUUAUAUGGGCGUCACAAGUUGUGACAAGUUUUCCACCCGGUGCAAUUACUGUUAUAUCAUCACAAAAGAUCUCAUAUGAGCAAGUAUCGGUCCCAACAUUUAACGCUUCCUUUAUGGGAAAUGGCUCUGGCGUAGAUGCUUCAAAAUAUUCUCUGCCACAGCUAGCCCCUUUCCCCCCAGGCGGGUUUACUACUGACAACUCAACAACAGUUACCUAUUGGAACGACACCUACGUACCUUUCCCGAUUUACGCUGGAGAAUGGCUGUCUCCGCUAUCUGCGCAACUCCUUCAUACUCUUUACAACGGCACCUACACACUUGCUCGCUUCAAUAGCUCAACGCUGACCCCCUUGGCCGCGAAUCACGAGCAACUAAUGAACAUGCAAAAUGCGUCAGCCCUGAUUCGACAGGACAAUAUCAAUUGCUCACCAGGCCGUGCCCGGUUCCAAGUCAACAAUACUUAUGUCAACAACGUCCAAAGCAGAAACAUAUCGGUAACUCCAAUUGAUAAGUUGAUUAACCUUGCGCUUCUGACCUACCAAGGGGAAGUCAUCGUCCCUGGCAUCUGUGCAAAGACUGGAUAUGGCUUCGGGACUGGCCCAGCGAACUGGACCGACUUCUCACGGUCGUACUACCGCGACAAUAACAUCAUGGCGAUAUUUAGCGCAAUGAUGUCGUGGAUGAGUGGAAAGUUCCUUGGGACCUUGAGUGACGACAGUACCCCCGGCAAUCCAAACACGUCUCCUGGUCCUUGGUUCACUGACCUCCAUUGGACUAACCCGGUCACUGUCACAGCUAGUGGCUUAGCAGUUGAUAAUGGACCCCAAAAUGGCACUAUCGUGGACAGCACCCGCUUCAAUGCCGCGUUCGGACAAUACUCUGCUUUUAAACCAGCAUAUCCAUCGUUCAACGUCACCCAAGAUAUGAUCAACGACUAUUUGUUCAACAUGACGACGUCGAUAAUGAUGGCGUAUGGAGAAUGGAAUACCACGGCCAAUGCAACCAAGUUGACCACUAUCAACAUCUACAGCUUCUCUCAACCAUUAAAUCUCAUCCUGCCGUACUUUCUGACCUUACUAGUCAGCCUACCAUUUAUACUGGUUGGAGGUUGGGCGCUACUGCGGAACGGUGUCUCUGCAAUGGAUGGCAGCUUUAUACAGAUCAUCACUACGUCCACUGGAAGUGCAGUCCUCGACAAUGCAGCAGCUGGCGGCUGUUUGGGUGGCAAUGAAAGCAUUCCACAGGAGCUCAAGGACCUGAAGAUUCGAUUCGGCGAGUUCAUAGGCCGCGAAGAGCCUGGGGGAGUCAAGCGAGCUGGCUUUGGCACCGAGAGUGAAGUUACACCGUUACAAAAAGGGGCCAACUAUGGCAUUGCGAGGUGGAUAUAA
Molecule: messenger RNA, 1929 nt
Organism: Amorphotheca resinae ATCC 22711
Lineage: Eukaryota; Fungi; Ascomycota; Leotiomycetes; Helotiales; Amorphothecaceae
Exons: 5
Coding region: 1-1929 (642 amino acids)
Source: RefSeq, a predicted model, not a curated record